Molecule: messenger RNA, 1425 nt
Organism: Ilex paraguariensis (yerba mate)
Lineage: Eukaryota; Viridiplantae; Streptophyta; Magnoliopsida; Aquifoliales; Aquifoliaceae
Source: the annotation of a GenBank genome assembly
AUGAUGGAAGAUGAUAAGAAUGUUUUGAUUGCUGUGGCUCAGGGAAUUGUUCCGGUGCUAGUACGCUUACUGGAUUCGAGUUCUUCCUCAGAGAUAAAGGAAAAAACUGUCACAGCCAUUGCUAGGGUUUCAACAGUCGAUUCGAGCAAACAUGUGUUAAUCGCCGAGGGAUUAACGCUUCUUAACAAUCUGCUUCGAGUAUUAGAGUCUGGAAGUGUAUUUGCUAAAGAAAAAUCUUGUAUUGCCCUCCAACUUUUGAGCCAUUCGAAGGAAAACGCGAGAGCAAUUGGUUCCAGAGGUGGAAUUUCAUCUCUAUUAGAGAUUUGUCAAUCCGGAACACCCAGUUCACAAGCUGUUGCAGCUGGGGUUUUGAGGAAUUUGGCGGUAUUUGAAGAAAUCAGAGAGAAUUUCAUUGAAGAAAAUGCGAUUUUUAUACUAUUAGGGCUUUCGGGUACGGGGACUGUAUUGGCGCAAGAGAAUUCGAUUGGUUGCUUGUGUAAAUUGGUUUCAGGGGAUGAUAAUUUGAAAGUUCUGGUGGCCAGGGAAGGUGGGAUUGAGAUUUUGAAGAAUUUUUGCGACUCGGCUCCGAUUGACCGGAGUUUGGAGGUGCCGGUUGAAAUGAUAAGGAAUUUAACUGAGUGUCAAUUAGUUGCUGAAGUUGUUGUUUUGAGUGGGGUUUUGAGUAGGAUUAUUGGGGUUUUGAACUGUGGGGUUUUGGGUGUGAGAAUUGCUGCUGCUAAAACGGUUUAUAAUUUGGGGUUUAGUACUAAAACCAGAAAAGAGUUGGGUGAAAUUGGUUGUAUAGCUCCUUUGGUUAGAAUGUUGAAUGGUAAGGCUGUGGAAGAGAAAGAAGCGGCUGCUAAGGCAUUGUCAAACCUUAUGGUUUAUGCAGGGAAUAGGAGGAUUUUUAGGAAGGAAGACAGGGGGAUUGUUAGUGCAGUUCAGUUAUUAGACCCUUUGGUACAUAAUGUGGACAAGAAAUACAUUGUUUCGAUAUUGGCUUCGCUUGUGCAUUCGAAGAAAUGUCGUAAACAAAUGGUGGCUUCGGGUGCUUGUGUGUACUUGCAGAAACUUGUUGAGAUGGAUGUUGGAGGUGCUAAAAAGCUCUUGGAUAGUGUUGGUCAUGGCAAGCUAUGGAGUGUUUUUGCCAAACCAUAGCAGUGAAAGAGUUGUGAAAAAUGGGAUGUGGAAAGGGAUCGAACAUGGGGAUGAUUCAUUGAUCUGUAUGUACAUAGUUGUGUUAGCCGUAAUUUUGUUUUCCUUGUUUGUUCAUAGUUGUGGUUAGAAUUUGGUAUAGAAAAGUAAAUGCCAUUAGUCUAGUUGAUGGUGAAAGUUGUGUCUACAAAAAUGUAAUCCUGGUUUGGUGAUCUAACUGGAUUUGAAUUCUCUAUUUUUUCACCAAAACCCAAUAAAUUAAUAAUGAAA